AUGGGUAGCGUUUGUGCUGAUCAGAACCAGCUCAAGUUCCAUCAAUCCCACCAACUGUAUCACAAGAAAAGCACAAGAGAAAUUGAUAUCCCUCCGAGAAAACUGUUUAGCCGCCGGUCAACCUCUAGUCAGGCAACGGAGAUGUUCAUGGACUCCUCCAAACCUGCUGAAGAUGGCCUGUUGCAAAGAUUCUUGCCGUACAACAACGUCGAUGAUGAUGAUGCAGAUCCUUACUCUUCUGAUCGUUUCAGAAUGUAUGAAUUCAAGGUUCGAAAGUGCACUAGAAGCAGUAGCCAUGACUGGACUGAUUGUCCCUUUGCUCAUCCCGGAGAAAAGGCCCGGAGAAGGGAUCCCAGAAGGUACCAUUAUUCUGGUACUGUAUGUGAAGAAUUUCGUAAAGGCCAUUGCAGCAAAGGGGAUAGUUGCGAGUUUGCCCAUGGAGUUUUUGAGUGCUGGCUUCAUCCGACGAGAUAUCGAACUGAGGCAUGUAAAGAUGGCAAGAAUUGCAAGCGAAAGAUCUGUUUUUUCGCGCACUCUACAAAACAACUUCGUAUUUUAUCUGAUAACUCUUUUCCUCCAUUGAAUUCUCCGGCUUCUGUCGAAAAUAAGUAUAAUUAUUUGAACCAUUGCUGUGUUCAUUGUCACUCUAUGAUUGCUUCUCCAACAUCUACUUUGAUGGGAAUGUCUCAUCUGCCAUCCCCUCCGAUUUCGCCACCAAUUUCUCCAGUCAAAACACAGGAAUUUUCGCGUCGUCCACUCGAAUCUUCUGCUCUGAAUGAAUUUAAUUCUGGUGGGAUGAGUUAUAAUGAUGCCUUCACUGAACUUAUGGGCAAUUUGGAAGCCAUGAAUAUGAAGGAAGCUGCUUCUUCACAUGGAAAUUUAUUCAAUCUUGAUCGUGAACAAUCCCAAUUGUUGCUCUCCCCCUCAACACCAAAUCCUGCAGUUUCAAACACAUUCUUCAAUGGAGAUCUUCCAAGCAGGGAUUUCACUAAAGGCAACAAGUACAACAUCAAUGAAAGUGGACCUGAUUUUGGGUGGGUCAAUGAUCUUUUAACCUAA
Molecule: messenger RNA, 1059 nt
Organism: Fraxinus pennsylvanica
Lineage: Eukaryota; Viridiplantae; Streptophyta; Magnoliopsida; Lamiales; Oleaceae
Source: the annotation of a GenBank genome assembly